Messenger RNA from Drosophila santomea, 2175 nucleotides. RefSeq lists its product as uncharacterized. Bases 208 to 2073 code for a protein of 621 amino acids. The record is from RefSeq and is a predicted model, not a curated record. NCBI's taxonomy places the organism in Eukaryota, Metazoa, Arthropoda, Insecta, Diptera, Drosophilidae. Gene Ontology annotation, molecular function: DNA-binding transcription factor activity, RNA polymerase II-specific; RNA polymerase II cis-regulatory region sequence-specific DNA binding. Gene Ontology annotation, cellular component: nucleus. Gene Ontology annotation, biological process: regulation of transcription by RNA polymerase II. The transcript is spliced from 5 exons.
GGUACGUGUGUGUGCGCGUAUGUGUACAUGUACACAUAUGAGAGCAAUUCGUGGUUUUUCAGUAAGGAAAUCUGCAGUUUGACGCAAGUUUUAUGAGGUGCCCCUUUUGCCAAAGUGAAACGCUGGUUGUGGCUUGCCACACGAAUAUAUAAUUCUUUUUAGCUGCAAAGUUCGCAUGCGAGAAGCGAAAGCGCAUAAACCUUGACAAUGGAUGAAAAGGAUAAAGCUCAACACAACAUGAUAUCCAACCUACCGCUUUUGUUUGCGAACGGAUAUCCAACAUCCCUAGAAAAAAUAACCGAGUCCCAGUUAGAAAAUUUUAUUCCCUUCAUGGUGCAAUGCUCUUUAGGACAUAUUAACUUACCAAAGAAAAUAGAUUGCAGUGAACCAGAAUGGUGGCCCGAAAGCGCUCCUUUCGAGAUUCCGCUCAAAAAGCCGAAAGCAUUUGUUGGGAAUUGGAUGGAAAAAAUGAAAGAAAUUGUGGUCAUAUGCUAUCAAUUUCAUAAAAGCUUAUUUCUUUUGAGAUUUUGUAAUGAUUUAGCUGCGUAUGAACACGCGAGCUUGAGAUUUAUAAACAAUUAUAACUCAACAACUUCAUUGUAUGACAGGAGAAACAACAAACUGUUGGUUACCUUUCGAAAUGAAAACAUGUCAUAUGAUAGACAACAAAAGAAUAGGAAGUGCUUGUUGCUGCAAAAGAACAAUAGUUCCAUUAGCGAAAACGUACAACAUAUGAUGGUUGAGCCACCCCCUUUUGAUAUUUAUCUAUGCGACAACUGUGAUGCCGAACUUUAUUCUAAAGAAGCUAUACUCGAACACGAAAACAUUUGUUGCAUGGAAGAUGACGUUAUACUUUGUGAUUCCCCUGAGCCAGAUAACAAAUGUGACGGGAAAAAUGAAGAUAUCGAACUGCGCAACGCCUUUCUUUUGAACUUUAACCUGCAAUCCAAAUUCUCAGAUAACAGUUUAUGUAAAGAAAAACAGAAAACCUAUUCAUUUAGCGAAGAAACAUCAACGGAAACAUCAAACAGAAAAAGGCGUUUACCAUCACGGAGAAAUCGAACAGUUCACUCGUUUAGUAGGUGUUCGUUUAUCCCAAUAUCAUCACCUGCAGGACAGCAAUUGUUAAAGUCGACAAAACAAACAAUAUCAAUGGAAUAUAUUUCGGAAAGACAGGAACGCCUGGAUCGGUUUUGUUACACACCAUUGAUCAUAAAAUCAAAUACCAGGCAAAAGUAUUUUGAGAAAAAAUCAAACACUACCGUGCACUGUACAUUUAAAAAGUCGCAUGAACAUAACUACCACAUAUAUUCUUUUCCGCGACGUCAAUUUGUUAAACGCAGAGACACUACUGAGAACUUUUUGUUUCUAAACUCUCCGCUGAUUAAGCAAUGCCGUCCAAUAUCAGUCAGAUUGAAAAAAAUUUCGGAACACGUAAUGGAAGAGCAAAAUCACACUGCAAACACAAAACUUAAUAUAAGACUAACGCGCCACAAUUCGCUUAACUCGCACUGGAGGAUUUCACCUACCAAGGAAGUAGUUGUUGAUACAAUUGACUUAUGCUCCUCUGACGACGAUGAGCAACAAGAGCAAACAAUGGGCUCGCCAAAAAGACUUGGUUCGGAUGCACUUACUAUAAUAAAACUCACGCAUAACAACAGAAAGUCCAGCAGGCGGGCCGUUGAGCCAAGCAAAUGUGCUCCUGAGCCAGAAUCAGUAGUCGAUACUUCUGUUAAGCCGCUACAGCAAUCUUUAUAUAUAUUUUCAAACUAUAAGGCUAACUCUGUAAUUAAGCGCUGUACUGUUGACUCGAUAUCUAAUCAUUCAUUGGUUAGUUCUCUGAGUACAUCGAAUACUUUUUCCGAUUCUCAAGGACACAGAAAGGAAUACAAUCAAGAAAACUGUAAUUUCUCUAAGAACUUGGUCGCACUUACAGACUGGUAUGCUCAUUCGGCUAAUUCGGAAAAGAGCACUACAAAUCAGACUACUGAGAGUAGUACGUUUGAAGCAAUUUCCGCGGCUCCGCCUUUUAAUAGCAGUGGGCGAAUAAUUUCCAUUGAUUUAACUUCUUAGACAUUUUAAUUCAUAGUUAAGUUAAGGAAUUGUUAUUUUACAAGAUACCCUAAAAUAAGAAUUAUCAUAUUUGAAUAAAUAAUUUGUUUAAAUACUUUUAUA